CUUGGCUUUAGUGGGAAACGCUCGCACUUUUCUUUGAGAAUGGUUCCAAUUGCGGCGGUCUAUGUAUUUUGUUCACUCGUAUUUUUCAUAUCCGCUCUGGUAAUAUUAUACUUGCGCUGGCAUUUCAACUAUUGGCGGAAGCGCGGUGUGCAAGGACCUAAACCUAAUUUACUCAUUGGCACGCUUCCGAAAUCCAGUGCCGGGCAGUGCAGCCUGGUCGAGGAGUUGCAUGAAAUUUAUCUGCGCUACAAAUCAACGCAAAAAUAUGUGGGCAUAUUCACAGCACGUACGCCUAAACUCUUUAUCUGUGAUCCCCAACUGGGUUUGGAGAUCUUAACUCAACAUUUUAAAAAUUUUCAUGAUAAUGAAUCUUCGCAAUGGUCAAGCGAGAAAGUGGAACAACUGCGUUUCACCAGUCCUUUUGUCUCAGUUGGCGAAAAGUGGAAGGCGCGACGUUCGGAGUUGGUCCCAGCGCUCACUAUUAACAAGAUUCGCUCAUUCUAUUCCGCAAUGCGGUGCAGUGCCCAGAAAGCUGUCGAGUUCCUCGGAGUGUCCGUAGCUCAACCUCAAGAUGCCAAAGAACUUGCCAACCGAUUCACAGCCCAGUUUAUGUCUAAUUUCAUAUGGGGCAUUGAGGGGAAUGCGUUCAAUGUGCCUGAGAAACCCACUGCUGCCAGAGCAUCUCUUUCGCCUGUACACUGCAUGGCAAGUGCUAUGCUUUCGCAAUCGUUGGAAUGUGUACGCUAUUAUGGACGAACUGCUGCCUGGCCGUGGCUGCGAAAAAUACGUCCGGUACGUUUUUUUCCCCUCGCCUCAGAUCGUUUCUUCCAACAGCUGCUGGCGGACGCUAUGGACGUACGCGCCAAGCAGUCAACUGUUGUUGGUGGAGUGCGGGGUGUUUUGAUCGAUCACUUGCAGCAGCUCAGGGAUAAAAAAUCCUUAAACGGCAUACAAAUCGCUGGACAUACUACAACUGUUUUGAUUGAUGGCUUCGAGACGGCAGCGAUGCUGAUUGCGCACUGUCUGUUGUUGCUCGCACGCAAUCCACGCGUACAGCAGAAGCUCAGAGAGGAGCUGCUCUCUGCCGAUGUUGCAGACAGCUUCGAUGCGCUCAAUGAACUGCCUUAUUUGGAUCAGUGUAUACAAGAAACUCUACGUAUAUUUCCGCCUCUAGCGACGCUCUUUAAAAUCUGCACGGAGUCUAUCACAUUGCAAAACUCCGAUAAAUCCUGUUUAACUGUACAUCCCGGCACCGGAAUAUACAUUUCUAGCUAUUCUUUCCAUCAUGAUCCGGACUACUUUGAAAAUCCGGAAGAGUUUUGGCCCGAGCGUUUUGCUGACGAGUUGGGUGGAGUGCGGAAGUAUCGCGAAAUGGGCGUUUUUAUGCCAUUCGGCGACGGGCCGCGGAUGUGUCCCGGCAUGAAACUUGGGCUGGCUGAGGCCAAAGUAGCCGUUGCAGAGUUGGUGCGAAAUUUUCAACUGGCACCUGGUCCAAAUGUACGCAACGAUAACCGAAUUGCUCCUGAGUCGUUUCUCUUAAAGAUCGACGGAAGCAUGGAACUUGAUUUCAGGCGACUGAAUUGAAUUGAAAUUGAGAUUAUAUUGAUGGAUGAAGCAACAAACAUACUCAGGUUAAAAAAAUGUGUCAAGCUUUUCUUUACGAAGACGAUUUCAGACUUAACUCUAAAUAAAAAUCAAUUUUAAUAAAUAC
Molecule: messenger RNA, 1711 nt
Organism: Rhagoletis pomonella (apple maggot)
Lineage: Eukaryota; Metazoa; Arthropoda; Insecta; Diptera; Tephritidae
Product: probable cytochrome P450 28d1
Exons: 8
Coding region: 40-1584 (514 amino acids)
Molecular function (GO): iron ion binding; heme binding; oxidoreductase activity, acting on paired donors, with incorporation or reduction of molecular oxygen
Source: RefSeq, a predicted model, not a curated record